AUGGGGGAUCUUUGGAGCAUGAUUUGUGAGGACUGUGGUUUUUCUGAGAAUGGAGGAAAGCCUUUCUGUUAUGAUCUAAAUCUUUUGAAAGAUCCUUCCUCGUGUAUCAGCCAUGUGUUGGUAAUUUGCUUUGAUGUGUUCCUGCUAAUCAUGUUAUCAUUCAUCAUGAUCCUGAAGUCUUCCUCGAGACGCUUUAGGAGUCUAGUAAGAUAUUCAAACUUGCAGUUAGUUUCUGCCAUAACCAAUGGCUUUCUUGGGUUUUUGCAUUUAUCUUUAGGAACUUGGGUUUUAGAAGAGAAGUUAAGGAAAAGACACACAGUCUUUCCUCUUGACGCGUGGUCGCUAGACCUCGUUCAUGGAUUCGUAUGGUUGUCAGUAAGUUUAACUGUAAGCCUUCAGGUAAAACAACACUCAAGAGCAUGGUCAUGGAUGUUUUCUGUUCUCUUAUUCUUUGUUUCUGGUAUACUAUGUGCUUUAUCCAUGUCUUGUGCAAUUGGCAGCAGAAAAUUGUCCCUCGAGGCAGCUAUAGAUGUUCUAUCUUUUCCAGGAGCAACUUUACUGAUGUUAUGCACAUACAAAGCAUGUACAUGUGAAGAUGCUGACAGAGAAAUUGGUGAAAGACUUUAUACUCCUUUAAAUAGUCAGUUCAAUGAAUUUGAUACUGUUGGCAAUGUAACCCCAUUUUCCAAAGCUGGAUUCUUUAGUAAGAGUUUGUUUUGGUGGUUGAAUCCAUUUAUGAAAAGCGGUCAAGAGAAGACACUUCUUGAUGAGGAUAUCCCGGAGUUAAGAGAGACUGACCGAGCAGAAAGUUGUUAUCUAUCAUUUGUAGAACAGUUAAACAAACAAAGUCAACACGAAUCAUCAUCACAUUCUUCGGUUUUAUGGACAAUAACUAUGUGCCACCGAAGAGAGAUUUUGAUAACAGGAUUCUUUGCUUUGCUCAAGGUACUCACUCUAUCUUCUGGUCCUCUACUUCUGAAUGAAUUUAUAUCGGUUGCUGAAGGUAAGAAAAAUUUCAAAUACGAAGGUUGUGUAUUGGCUAUAUCACUCUUCUUUAUAAAGAUCAUAGAAUCCCUAUCACAAAGACAAUGGUAUUUCCGCAGUAGACUUGUUGGAAUGAAAGUUAGGUCACUACUUACUGCGGCAAUUUAUAAAAAAAUCCUAAGGCUAUCCAAUUCUGCUAGAUUGGUUCACUCUAGUGGUGAGAUAAUGAAUUAUAUGACGGUAGACGUUUAUAGAAUUGGAGAAUUUCCAUUUUGGUUUCACAAGACUUGGACAACAAUUCUUCAACUGAGUAUUGCAUUAGUAAUUCUUUUCCAAGCAAUUGGACUAGCAACGAUAGCCUCAUUGGCGGUGAUAGUUCUCACUGUGAUUUGCAACACUCCAUUAGCGAAGUUACAACACAAGUUUCAAAGCAAACUCAUGGUAGCACAAGAUGAGAGAUUAAAGGCUAGUUCAGAGGCUCUUGUGAAUAUGAAAGUGCUUAAGCUAUAUGCAUGGGAAAUACAUUUUAAAAAAGUUGUAGAUUCCUUAAGAAAUGUGGAACUCAAAUUGUUAUCUGAUGUGCAAAUCAGAAGAACAUACCAUAUGUUUUUCUUUUGGACCUCGCCGAUAUUGGUGUCUGGUGCUUCUUUUCUGGCAUGUUACUUCUUGAAUGUUCCUUUGAAUGCAAGUAACGUUUUCACUUUUGUGGCAACUUUGCGUCUUGUUCAAGAUCCGAUUUCAAACAUCUCGGAUGUUAUUGCAGUGAUUAUUCAGGCAAAAGUUGCAUUUGCUCGGAUCGUUAAUUUCCUUGAUGCACCAGAACUGCAGAGUGAAAAAUGCAGGAAAAUGUGCUUUAAUGACAACCUCAAAGACCGAAUUUCAAUCAAAUGUGCAGACUUUUCAUGGGAAGCUAGUGAAUCAAAGCCAACACUAACGAACAUAAACCUGGACGUUAGACAUGGACAAAAUGUGGCAAUUUGUGGAGAAGUUGGCUCAGGCAAAUCAACCCUCUUAGCAACAAUUCUUGGAGAAGUUUCUAAAACAAAGGGAACUAUUGAUGUUCAUGGGAAGUUUGCAUAUGUUUCUCAAACAGCAUGGAUACAAACAGGCACAGUACGGGAAAAUAUUUUAUUUGGAUCCGAGUUGGAUGAUCAAAGGUAUCAAGAAACACUUCAGAGAUCUUCCCUAGUAAAGGACCUUGAGUUGUUUCCCUAUGGGGACCUCACUGAAAUAGGUGAGAGAGGAGUUAAUUUAAGUGGAGGACAAAAGCAACGAAUUCAACUUGCUCGCGCACUUUAUCAGAAUGCUGAUAUAUAUCUAUUGGAUGAUCCGUUUAGUGCUGUUGAUGCACAUACUGCAAAAAAAUUGUUUAAUGACUACAUCAUGGGAGGACUCAAAGGGAAAACAGUCUUACUCGUGACUCAUCAAGUCGAUUUUCUCCCAGCAUUUGAUUCUAUUUUGUUGAUGUCUUGUGGGGAAAUCCUACACGCUGGUCCAUAUCACCAGCUAUUGACCUCAAGUCAAGAAUUUAAUGAUCUUGUCAAUGCACACAAAGAGACCGCUAGUUCUGACCAAUUUGUGAGUGCUACUUUUUCCCAGAAACAUCCAACUUCCAUAAAUAGUAUGCAAGCUUCGGUAUUAAAGCAGUAUAAAGAACCAAAUGGAAAUCAAUUAAUUCAGCAAGAAGAGAGAGAGAAAGGAGACACGGGAUUGAAACCAUACUUCCAAUAUCUGAAUCGGAUGAAAGGCUAUAUAUUAUUCUUUGUGGCUUCCCUUUGUCACCUAAUAUUUGUGGUUUGUCAGAUAUUGCAAAACUCAUGGAUGGCUGCUAAUGUUGACAAUCCCCUUGUCAGCACAUUGCAACUGAUUUUAGUUUAUUUCCUAAUUGGUGCUUUAUCAUCGGUUUUUCUGUUCAUCCGAUGUCUACUUGUAGUUACUUUAAGUCUUCAAUCAUCAAAAGAUUUAUUUUCACAAUUGAUGAACUCCCUCUUCCACGCACCCAUGUCAUUUUAUGACUCUACACCAUUGGGAAGGGUACUUAGUAGGGUUUCAUCUGAUCUGAGUAUUGUGGAUCUUGACAUUCCAUUUAGCCUCACUUUUGCUGUGGCGGGCACUAUAGCUCUUUAUUCUAAUCUUACAGUUUUGGCGAUUGUCACAUGGCCAGUCUUGAUAGUGGCUAUACCAAUGGUUUAUGUUGCUAUUCAUAGGCAGAGAUACUACUUUGCCUCAGCAAAAGAAGUAAUGCGGUUGAAUGGCACAACAAAAUCCUCUUUAGCAAAUCAUGUAGCCGAAACUGUGGCUGGAGCUGUAACAAUAAGGGCUUUUGAGGAGGAACAUCGUUCUUUUGAGAAGAAUCUUGAUCUAAUUGAUAAUAAUGCUAGUGCUUUUUUUCAUAGCUUUGCCUCAAACGAGUGGUUGAUCCAACGGUUAGAAACAACCAGUGCAGUUGUUCUCGCCGCUGCAACUAUUUGCCUGGUUAUGCUGCCCCCUGGAACUUUCCCCUCAGGAAUUAUUGGCAUGGCUCUAUCUUAUGGCCUAUCAUUAAACGGUGCUUUAGUAUUUGCAAUUCAAAAUCAAUGCACUCUUGCAAAUCACAUAAUAUCAGUAGAGAGGCUAAAUCAAUAUAUGCAUAUACAAAGUGAGGCCAAAGAAAUAGUAGAAGGAAAUCGUCCCCCUUUGAAUUGGCCAAUUGCAGGCAAAGUAGAAAUAAAUGACUUGAAGAUACGAUACAGACAUGGUGGACCACUUGUUCUUCAUGGGAUCACAUGCACAUUUAAGGCAGGUCACAAGAUUGGUAUUGUUGGCAGAACAGGCAGUGGGAAGUCCACUCUUAUUGGGGCUUUAUUUCGUCUUGUAGAACCAGCCGAAGGAAAAGUUGUAGUUGAUGGAAUAGACAUCUCAUCUAUUGGCCUUCAUGAUUUGAGGUCACGUUUUGGGAUUAUACCUCAGGAUCCUACUCUUUUUAAUGGGACAGUGAGAUUUAACUUGGACCCUUUAUCCCAACACACUGAUCAAGAGAUAUGGGAGGUUCUUAGGAAGUGUCAGUUGCGAGAAGUAGUCCAGGGCAAAGAAGAGGGCUUAAACUCUUCAGUUGUUGAAGAUGGAUCAAACUGGAGCAUGGGACAACGACAGUUAUUUUGUUUGGGGCGUGCUCUUUUGAGGAGAAGUAGGAUAUUAGUAUUGGACGAAGCGACUGCAUCAAUUGAUAAUUCUACUGACCUGAUUGUGCAGAAAACCAUAAGGGCAGAGUUUGCAGAUUGUACGGUGAUCACAGUAGCACAUAGGAUACCAACUGUGAUGGAUUGCACUAUGGUUCUUGCUAUAAGUGAUGGGAAAUUGGCGGAGUAUGAUGAGCCAAUGAGCUUGAUGAAGAGAGAAGAAUCGAUGUUCAGGCAACUUGUCAAGGAAUACUGGUCUCAUUUUCAUUCUGCAGAGUCACAUUGA
Vicia faba (fava bean) is the source of this 4428-nucleotide messenger RNA. The record is from the annotation of a GenBank genome assembly. Lineage: Eukaryota; Viridiplantae; Streptophyta; Magnoliopsida; Fabales; Fabaceae.